Schistosoma rodhaini is the source of this 1684-nucleotide messenger RNA. Lineage: Eukaryota; Metazoa; Platyhelminthes; Trematoda; Strigeidida; Schistosomatidae. The record is from the annotation of a GenBank genome assembly.
CUCUCUUUUUUAAAUAGCGCGCCUUAUUUGAAAAGAUUGCAGAAUUUUAUCACACUGAAACAUCAAAUUAUGCAACUACAAAAAAGAACAGCGGAAAAAACAGAACGAAUAAAGCUGACCCUCAUCGCUUACAAAGAUGGCGGAUAUAUUAAUUAUUCCUUCAUUCUGAUUGGUCGCUAGGUAACUGCCGCGACUACGAAAUCGAGUUGAGUUUUACUGUAGGCGAGAUCUAUGCAGACACCGAAUGGCUCGCAGGCUUUGCUGAACUAUAUACUGGCAUGUUCGGGAGAUUAAGUCUUAUGAACAUUCGAGUCAUAUGGAGCAGUACAGUAUUAUUGGUCGUAUUGGUGAAGGUGCUCAUGGAGUUGUUUUAAAGGCUAAGCAUAUUGAGAGUGGAGAACUUGUUGCCCUGAAAAAGGUUCCUUUGAGAAAACUUGCUGAUGGAAUUCCUAACACAGCACUUCGAGAAAUAAAGGCUCUACAGUUUAUUGAGUCCAGCCCGUACGUUGUCCAUCUACGAGAAGUUUUUCCUCAUGGUACUGGUUUUGUUCUUGUCUUUGAGUACAUGGUUACGGAUCUUAGUGAGGUUAUUCGGAAUUCGGAACCUCCUCUUACUGAAGAACAGUCUAAAUGUUAUAUGUUAAUGAUACUAAGAGGAGUUGAAGUCAUGCAUGCUAAUGGGAUUAUGCACAGGGACCUCAAGCCUGCCAAUCUGUUGAUUAGUGCGGAGGGGGUCCUGAAAAUAGCUGACUUUGGUCUUGCAAGAGUUUUCGAGAAUAAUAAUGAGCGACUAUACAGCCAUCAAGUGGCUACAAGAUGGUAUCGAGCACCUGAAUUGCUAUACGGAGCUAAAAAGUACACAAAUAGUGUUGAUUUAUGGUAUAUCAAUUAUAAUUUAUUCGGUUUUAGGGCUAUCGGUUGUAUAUUUGGCGAAUUACUUAACAGUUCUCCAUUGUUCCCGGGAGAAAAUGAUAUUGAACAACUUUGGUUUGUUGUACGUGUUCUUGGGACUCCGAACGAAGACAUAUGGCCUGAGGUUAAAGAACUACCUGAUUAUAACAAGAUAAGUUUUAACCUGUGCGAAACCAUCCCAUUUGAAGAAGUCCUUCCAGACGCAUCAGUUGAAGCCGUUGCUCUUGUUAGUAAAUUCUUGGUGUACCCACCCCAUCAAAGAAUUACGGUAUCCGAAGCAUUGAAAGAUCCAUAUUUCACUACGGAUCCACUACCAGCUCAGCUUUCGGAACUCCCCGUGGUUACUCCGCAUCCUAAUACGCUGCCACAUCCUCAAGAAACUUAUGAAGUUUGUCUUACAACUCCUUUGGAGUCGAUUCUUCGUAAUCAUGAAUUACUGAAGGAAGGUGUGAAGUUACUGGAUGAUGAAUUAAGGAAUUCUUUGGACGACUCAACAGGUGUUACUCGCAUGUGAUCAAAUUAGAUAGUCGUUGCUUUUUUGAUUAAUAAUAAUCAAGUGAACAAUUGUACCUCGUCUUUCUAGUAUAUGUGACUGCGUUAUUGAUAAUGAUUUUUCGUGUGAAUAAUCUAAUAAUUACCGAUUAUUUUCAAAAUUUCUUUAGACUUUUUUCGUAAAUAUAAACUAUUAUAGAUUUUUAGUAUUGGAAAACCUUGUAUAUACCGGGUUCUUAGAAUAUGAAAGGUAUAAUGAUGAAGAGUACAUUUCACCUUG